Molecule: messenger RNA, 2791 nt
Organism: Hevea brasiliensis (rubber tree)
Lineage: Eukaryota; Viridiplantae; Streptophyta; Magnoliopsida; Malpighiales; Euphorbiaceae
Product: tRNAse Z TRZ4, mitochondrial
Exons: 12
Coding region: 136-2754 (872 amino acids)
Biological process (GO): mitochondrial tRNA 3'-end processing
Cellular component (GO): mitochondrion
Molecular function (GO): 3'-tRNA processing endoribonuclease activity
Source: RefSeq, a predicted model, not a curated record
UCUCUCUCUCCAAUUCUCUUCCCCUCCAAACUCCAAAGCUCAAAGCCUCAAACGGAUUUCAGCAUUACAUAAUCCCCUUUCUCCUCCUUCAAACGACGCCGUAAAAAGAGCAGAGACAGAGAGCAGGAUCUCCUAAUGGUAGAAGGAACUAAAACAUACAGGUAUAAUGAAUCAAGAGCCAAGGGAGAGAACAAGAAUGGUGAUCCCAAGAAGUUUCAGUUGAAUGAUCGUAAUGUUCAUACUAACAAUACCAUUGCCUAUGUUCAGAUUUUGGGGACUGGCAUGGAUACCCAUGAUACGUUGCCUUCUGUUUUGCUCUUCUUUGAUAAGCAAAGAUUCAUCUUCAAUGCUGGAGAGGGGUUACAAAGAUUUUGUGCAGAGCAUAAGAUUAAGCUAUCUAAGAUUGAUUACAUAUGUCUCUCUCGUGUUUGCUCAGAGACAGCUGGUGGACUGCCAGGCCUGCUGCUGACUUUGGCUGGCAUGGGCGAAGGAAUGUCUGUCAAUAUAUGGGGUCCUUCAAAUCUUCAGUUAUUGGUUGAUGCAAUGAAGUCUUUCAUCCCACAUGCUGCCAUGGUUCACACAAACCUCAUCUCAAAUGCUGCUGUGGAACAAACAAAGAGUGGUCUAUCUCCCUGUUCUAGUGCUGCAUCUCUGCCAGCCACACGCAAGUUUGCAGAUCCUGUUGUUAUUGUCAAAAAUGAAGUUGUCAAAAUAUCAGCUAUGCUCUUAUUACCAAGUUGUUUGGAAGGAAAUGACGUAAAGCCUAGUGAUAUAUCUGUAAUAUAUGUCUGUGAGUUGCAUGAAAUUAUGGGGAAAUUUAACAAAGAAAAAGCUGAUGCUCUUGGUCUAAAAGUGAAGACAAAAUAUAGGGAACUGCAAAACGGAAAAUCUGUGAAGUCAGAUUGUCAAGAUAUCAUGGUUCAUCCAAGUGAUGUAAUGGGUCCUCCUAUUCCCGGCCCAGUUGUAUUUAUUGUAGACUGCCCUACAAAUUCGCAUGCGGAAGAGCUACUGUCCAUGCAAAGUCUUAAUGGUUAUUAUUCAGAUUUUGUGGGUAACUCCCCAUACAGCUGCAAGGCUGUGAAUUGCAUCAUUCAUUUAACUCCUCCUUCUGUUGUAAAUAGUCCUAGUUAUGAGAAAUGGAUGAAGAAGUUUGGUACUGCCCAACAUAUUAUGGCUGGACAUUCAAUGAAACAUGUGGAAAUUCCGAUCCUAAAAUCUAGUACAAGAAUGGCAGUACGGCUUAAUUACUUGUGUCCUCAGUUCUUCCCAAACCCUGCUUUUGGGUCUUUUCAGCAACAUAAUGAUGCUGCAUCAGGCUCCAUAGCUUCAAGAGAGGUUCAUAUUUCACAAUUUUGUGAAAGUAUAUCUGCUGAAAAUCUCCUUAAGUUCACUUUGCGCCCCCAUAGUCAUCUUGGUUUGGACAAAUCUAAUGUUCCAAGUCCAAUGGCUCCCUCAGAAGUCAUCGAUGAGUUACUUUCAGAGAAUCCAGGGAUUAUAGAUGCUGUCCAGCAUGUCAGCCAAUUCUGGCAUAAGCCUGGAGGAAAAAAAGAGGAUAUAACAGCAAUUCCUGAUGGUACAAUUAUAUAUGAAAGGCCAUUGUUGGAUGGGAACACUGUCCCUUGUUUCCUGAAAAAUAUACGGAGAGAUGAUUUGGAGAUUGUUCUGCUGGGCACUGGUUCAUCCCAGCCUUCUAAAUAUCGGAAUGUUAGUUCCAUCUAUAUUAAUCUUUUCUCUAAAGGAAGUUUGCUCCUGGAUUGUGGGGAAGGAACUCUAGCACAAUUAAGAAGAAGAUAUGGCAUGGAGGGUGCUGACAGUGCAGUGAGAAAUCUAAGAUGCAUUUGGAUUUCUCAUAUCCAUGCUGAUCAUCAUGCCGGUAUAGCAAGAAUACUUACUUUAAGGCGUGAUUUGUUGAAGGGAUUGCCCCAUGAACGGCUACUUGUUAUAGGGCCAAUGCACCUUGAACGGUUUCUAGAUGCUUAUCAAAGACUUGAAGAUCUAGAUAUGCAGUUCCUUGAUUGCAGAAGCACUAUGGAUGCUUCGUGGAAAGCUUUGGAAGGUGAUAUUGAAUCAAAUAGGAAUCAAUUCUUUUCUGGAAGCACAACAAAUGCUGAAGAUUUUAACAAUAAAAUUACAAAUCGUACAGGGUCAACUUUAUUUGCUGGUGAAAGCUGCCUGCAGGGCUGUUCAAAGAGAAGGAAACUUAGUAUUCCAGCUGAGAAUUUAACUUCUUCACUACUAAGGAGCUUGAACGAUGUUCUGGGGGAAGCAGGGCUGGAGAGACUGAUUAGUUUUCCCGUUGUGCACUGUCCUGAGGCAUUUGGUGUCAUACUGAAAGCAUCAGAGAGAAUAAACAGUGUUGGAGAGGUAAUACAAGGUUGGAAGCUUGUGUACUCUGGUGAUACAAGGCCAUGCCCAGAAGUUAUGGAAGCAUCUUAUGGAGCAACUAUUCUCAUACAUGAGGCAACUUUCGAGGAUUGCAUGGUGGAUGAAGCUAUAGCAAAAAACCACAGCACAACAAAGGAAGCCAUAGAAGUGGGAGAUUCUGCCUCUGCAUAUUGCGUCAUUCUAACCCACUUCAGCCAAAGAUACCCAAAAAUCCCUGCAUUGGAUGAAAUAAACAUGAGGAAAACUUGCAUAGCUUUUGACCUCAUGAGUGUUAACAUAGCUGAUUUACCUGUGCUCCCUAAUAUUCUUCCAUACCUAAAAUUGCUUUUCAAAAAGGAUGUAAUGAUUGACAAUUCAGACGAUGUCUAAAUUAUUCUCUUUCUAGAAUUAAAUAGUUAUUUAUCUA